Messenger RNA from Plutella xylostella (diamondback moth), 14315 nucleotides. NCBI's taxonomy places the organism in Eukaryota, Metazoa, Arthropoda, Insecta, Lepidoptera, Plutellidae. The record is from RefSeq and is a predicted model, not a curated record.
AUGUACUACACCGUGUGGGGCUCCUCCCCGCCCUCAGUCACCCAGGCCUCCUUAUCCGGCUCUGGGGCCACGGCGCUGGCGCGGCGGGCGCUGGUGUACCCGGGCGCGGCCGCCGUGCAGCCGGCCACUGGGGCGCUGUACUGGGCAGACACGUACAGGGAUGCCGUGGAGAGGUCGCUUAAUGGGACGAGGAAGGCGUUUCGGCAUACGCUGAGUCAGAACCUAGUCGGCCUAGACGUGUUCGAAGACCUGGUGUACAUCCCGGCGUGGAGCAACAGCUCCAUCGAGGCGGUGGCGGCGACCGCCCCCCGCGCCGCGCGCCCCCUCCCCCGCGCGCUGCCGCUGGACGCCCGCCCCCGCGCUGUCAGGGUGUUUCAUAAGCUCAAGCAACCUAUGGUCCCGCACCCGUGCCGCGAGAACAGGGGCGGGUGCGCGCAUAUCUGCGUCACGGCGUACCGCGAGGGCAGGCCGCACGCGCACUGUCUGUGUAAACACGGGUACCGGCUGUCAGGGCAUAAGGAUUGCGUGCGCGCAGAACUAGACACAUACCUCAUGGUAGCCGGGGGCUCCCCACCACUGGUCCAAUCGCUGGCGCUGGACGAGGCACACUCGGCGUGGGAGCCCGCCGCGCCCGCCACUCGCCUCGAGCGCCCCACGGCUAUAGACGUGCAUCUCAAGGAGAAUAUGCUAUAUGUUGCUGAUGUGCAUAAAUACGAGAUAUCCCGACAGAAAUUAGACGGCUCUGGAUACGAGGUGUUCGUGGCGCACGACGUCGACAACUGCGAGGGACUCGCCGUCGACUGGAUGGGUCGGAACCUAUAUUGGACGGACGACGCUUUAGGCUCGAUCUCGGUGGCUCGUCUAGACAACAGCUCGCUGCGGCGCACGCUGGUUCGCGAGCCGGGGUUCAACCCACGAGCCAUCGCACUCGACCCCGCUAACGGCAUGAUGUACUGGUCGGUGUGGGCGGGCGCGACGGGCUCGCGCGCGCGGCUGGAGGCGGCCGACAUGGCGGGGGGCGGGCGGCGCACCCUCGUGGCUGAGAGGCUGCACUGGCCCAACGGACUGGUGAUAGAUCUGGAGAAGCAGCACUUGUACUGGUGCGACACAUACCUGGACAAGAUCGAGCGUGUGGAGCUGGUGGGCGGCGCGCGGCGCGUGGUGCUGCGGGACGCGCCCGCCGCGCCGCUGCUCAAGCCCUACGGACUGGCGCUGUACGACGGCAUGGUGAUCUGGAGCGAGCUGGGCACGGGCAGCAUCCGCGCGCUCACGAACGCCACCAACGUGAAGUUGCUGCGGGAGCUGCCGCCGCCGCUGUAUGAUCUGAAGCUAGUCACUGUCACUGCGCAGACCGGCCAGAACCAGUGUUCAGUGAACAACGGCGGGUGCGCGGAGCUGUGCCUGGCCACGCCGGGGGGGCGGCAAUGCGCGUGCGCAGACGGACGCGCCCCCGACCCCGCCGCCCCCACCACCUGCGUUGUCGCCCCCGGGCCCACCAGCAAAUGUGAGCCCAACAAGUUCUACUGUAAAAAGGGUGGGCGCUGCAUCGAGCUGUCGCUGCUGUGCGACGGCGACGCGGACUGCCCCGACCGCGAAGACGAGGAUGACUCGCCGCACGGACCUUGCGCGAACGUGACGUGCCGCGCGGAGCAGUUCAAGUGCGACAACAGCUGCUUCCCGCGCAGCUGGCUCUGCGACGGGUACAGAGACUGCGCGGACGGCGUGGACGAGGCGUCCUGCUCGACGUCGGCGGCGGCGGAGGCGUGCGCGGCGGCGCAGUGGCGCUGCGCAGGCGGGCGCUGCGUGCCGGCCGCCUGGCGCUGCGACGGCGCCGCCGACUGCCCCCCCGGGGACAACAGCGACGAGGCGGACUGUGAGAAGGCGGUGUGCGACGCAGAGAUGUUCGUGUGCGCGGGCGGCGCGUGCGUGCCGCGACAGUACACGUGCGACGGCGCCGCCGACUGCCCCGACGCCAGCGACGAGCUGCACUGUCCCCCAAGAAGCGACAUGGUGAACCAGACGGAGGCGCGGCCCGCACUGCUGUGCGAGGAGCACGAGUUCCAGUGCACCAACGGGGAAUGCAUACGAAAGGAGUUCCGUUGUGACUCCCGCGUGGACUGUCUGGACGGGUCGGACGAGACGGCGUGCAACGGCACCGCCCCCGCGCCCCCCGCCGCCCCCGCGCCCCCCGCCGCCCCCGCGGCCCCCGCCCCCGCGCCCUGCGCCGCCCCCGCGCUGCAGUGUGACGCGGGGCGCUGCGUGCCGCUGGACCGACUGUGUGACGGCACACAGGACUGUGAUGACGGGAAGGACGAGGCUGAUCGAUGCGGCGAGCCGAUGUGCGACCUAGCACCCUGCUCACACACAUGCCAUCCCUCUCCCUCCGGGCCGGUGUGCGGGUGCCCCGUCCCGCUCGCUCUGCAGGCGGACGGCGCCACCUGCUCCAAGCACGAGCCUUGCAAGGAGUGGGGCAUCUGCAGCCAGAAAUGCGAGCCGUACAAGAACCGGCACAAGUGUUCCUGCUACGAGGACUACAAGUUGGCAGAUGACGGCUUCACCUGCAAGAGUACAUUACCAGACGUGCCGCUCCUAGUGUUCAGCAACCGGCACGAGCUGCGCGGCGUGCCGCUCGGGGGCGGCAACGCGGGGGGCGGCGGCGCGGGUGGGGGCGGCAACUCCCCGGGGGCGGGGGGCGGCUCGCGCGCGCUCGUCUCCGCGCUCAAGAACACCGUGGCCGUGGACUGGGAUACGGAUCCUGUUUCUGGGAAUAUCUCGUUGUACUGGACCGAUGUGCUCGACGACCAUAUUUAUAGAGGACAGCUGUUGAAUGGAGUGCUGAGCAACAUCGAGGUGGUGGUGCAGACGGGGCUGGCCACGGCCGAGGGGCUCGCCGUCGACUGGGUCGCGCACAACAUCUACUGGGUGGAGAGCUCACUGCACCAGAUCGAGGUGGCGCGCUGGGACGGCGCGUACAGACGCACGCUGGUGGCCGGCGACAUGGACUCGCCGCGCGCCGUCGCCGCCGACCCCACCGUCGGCUACCUGUUCUGGACGGACUGGGAGCAGUCCGCGCCGCGCAUCGAGCGCGUGUCGCUGGCGGGGCGCGGGCGGCGGCGCCUGCUGCACGUGGCGGCGCUGGCGGCGGGCGCGUGGCCCAACGGCCUGUCGCUCGACCACCGCGCGCGGCGGCUGUACUGGCUGGACGCACGAUCGGACUCCAUCCACACGACCACAUACGAGGGCACAGACUACCACGAGGUGCUGCGCGGCCACGCCGACUUGUCGCACCCCUUCGCGCUGUGCGUGUUCGAGUCUCGAGUGUACUGGACCGACUGGCGGAGCAAUAGUGUGGUUACUGCGAACAAGUUUAAUGGAAGCGAUGUGAGGGUCGUGCAGCGGACGCUGACGCAGCCGUUUGAUAUUAAGGUGAUCCACCCGUCCCGGCAGCCCCGCGCGGCGCACAACCCGUGCGGCGUGAACAACGGAAACUGCUCGCAUCUGUGCCUGAUCCACUCCGCCACGGAGCGCGUGUGCGCCUGCCCGCACGUCAUGCGCCUCGCUAGCGACGACAUCACGUGUGAAGGUAAGUUAUCAACAACGGACCUGUGCCUGAUCCACUCCGCCACGGAGCGCGUCGACGACAUCACGUGUGAAGGUAAGUUAUCAACAACGGACCUGUGCCUGAUCCACUCCGCCACGGAGCGCGUGUGCGCCUGCCCGCACGUCAUGCGCCUCGCUAGCGACGACAUCACGUGUGAAGGUAAGUUAUCAACAACGGACCUGUGCCUGAUCCACUCCGCCACGGAGCGCGUGUGCGCCUGCCCGCACGUCAUGCGCCUCGCUAGCGACGACAUCACGUGUGAAGGUAAGUUAUCAACAACGGACCUGUGCCUGAUCCACUCCGCCACGGAGCGCGUGUGCGCCUGCCCGCACGUCAUGCGCCUCGCUAGCGACGACAUCACGUGUGAAGUCCACGAGAAAGUCCUGCUCAUCGGUCGUCUGGGCGAGAUCCGUGGCGUGGAGCUAUCCGACCCGGCGGUCCUGACCAUACCUGUGCGCGGCGGCGCGGGGGUCGCGGCGCCCGGGAACCUGCAGGCGCAUCAUGCGAGCUAUACGAUUUAUUGGAGCGAUACUGAGACAAACGAGAUCAAGAUGACCGGCCUAACCUCCGGCCCGGUCCGGACGGUGUUCGACGCGGGCGUGGAGGCCCCGCGCGGGUUCGCGCUGGACUGGGCGGGCGGCGUGCUGUACCACAGCAGCGCCCGCCGCCGCGCCGACACGCUGCACGCUGCUAAUCUACAGGGGGAGUAUAGUACGGUGGUGUUCGAUGAGGGGAGCGGAUUGAGUAAUGUCAGCAGUUUAGCUGUGCAUCCGUUUAGAGGCAAGUUGUACUGGGCGCACUCGCCGGGCGGGCGCGAGAUGCUGGAGAGCGCGGCGUGCGACGGCACCGACCGGAAGAUACUCGUGACGAGAGAUAGUGACGUGCAUCUCGCUAAAGUUACCAGUCUGACGGUGGACCUGGACAGCUCUCGUCUGUACUGGGUGAACGCCGCCUCCGCCACCGUGCAGUAUCUAGACCUGGACACCAACCAGGUGCACACUGUGCCCCUACCCCCGGGCGCGCGGCCCUCCACGCUGGCGGUGUACUCCGGGCGCGUGUACUGGGCGGACGACGCCGGCCUGCGCGCCUGCCGCCUCGACCAGUGCCAGAGUACGGAGCUGCUGCUCAACAACACUGAAAGCAUAACCUCUCUCCUCGUAUUCGACGCGAGCACCCAAAACGUCACGCGCUACGGGCGCGGCGCGUGCGCGGCGCGGGGCGUGCCGUGCCCGCAGCUGUGCCUGCCCGCGGGGGCCCGGGCUGUCUGUCGUUGUGCUACGGGGUACGAGGCCAAGGGGGACCAGUGCGUGCCGACGGACAACAUCGUGGUGUACUCGCUCGGGUGGGAGAUCCUGGGGGCGCGGCUGUCGGGGGCGCGGCCCGGGGAGCCCGCGCUGCCGCCCGUGGCGCCGCUCAGCAUGGCCGACACCAUCGACUACCUGGCAGACGGCGCGUGGCUGUACUGGGCGGACAGCGAGGCGGGCGAGAUCUGGCGCGCCCGGCGCGACGGCACCGCGCGCGCCGCCGUCGUCACCUCGCCGCCGCAGGCCUCCGCGGCGGAUACCCUGGCUGGCGUGGCGAUCGAUUGGGUGUCGCGCAACAUGUACUGGGCGGACCUGCGCGGCGGCGCCGUGGCCUGCGCGCGCGCAGACGGCUCCCACGCCUACGUGCUGCUCGAUACUGCGGACAUACCCGUCACUAAGCUGGCGGUGGAUCCGUACUCCGGCUGGCUGUUCCUGGCGGGCGCGCGCGUGAUCCGGCGCGCCAGGCUCGACGGAACCGGGGUAGAGCUCCUGCACAACGGCACCGGGGUCACCGACCUCGCGCUCGAUAUAGAGAACCAGCACGUGUACUGGUCAGUCUCCGGCGGCAGCGAGGGCGGCGCGGUGUGGCGCAUGCGCUACUCGGGGGCGGGCGCGGCGCCGCUGCUGCAGGGCGCGCCGCUCCGACACCCGCAGGCGCUGGCCGCCCACCAGCACCAGCUGUACUGGCUCGACACUAACCUAAACGGCGGGUCGGUGCUGGCGGCGCCGCUGGCCAACCUGAGCGACUACCGCGUGCUGCGCGACCACCAGGGCGCCAGUCUCAAGGACCUGCUGAUCUGGUCAUCCGCAUCUCAAGCCAUCCCCCCGUCCUCCGUCAACCCUUGCGGCGUGAACAACGGCGGCUGCAGCGACCUCUGCCUGUUCAACGGCACACAUGCAAACUGCAAGUGUCCGCACGGAGACCUCGCGCCCGACGGGAAGAACUGCACAUCGUUCUCAAUGUUCCUGAUGUACUCCCGCGUGACGCGGCUGGAGAGCGCGCACCUCGACCCCGCGCAGCGCCUCGGCGCGCCCUACCCGCCCAUACAGGACAAGGAGCUGAUGCGCAACGCGAUCGGGCUGGCGUACGACUACAACUCGUCGCGCGUGUUCUACUCCGACAUCCAGCGCGGCUCCAUCAAUGUGGUGCACUUCGACGGCACCGACCAUCGAGUGCUGCUGCCAAAGGUGGGCGCGGUGGAGGGCGUGGUGUUCGAGCCGACGUCCGAGAGCCUGUACUGGACGUCCGCGUCCGCGCCCGCCGUGCGCCGCGUGCACGUGCCAGAGGUGGAAGCAGCCCCCGAGAGCGCGCGCACGGCGCUGAUCCGGACCGUGGUGCGGCUGCCGGACGGGGACCGCCCGCGCGGCAUCGACGUCGACCCCUGCGACAACCGCGUGUACUGGAGCAACUGGAACACGUCCCGCCCGUCACUCCAGCGCGCCUACUCCAACGGCUACCGGCUGCAGACCAUCGUGUCCACGCACAUCCUGAUGCCCAACGGCCUGGCGCUGGACCACCACGCCAAGCACCUGUACUGGGCUGAUGCGAGGUUGGACAAGAUUGAACAGUGCCAUUAUGAUGGAUCGCAUCGAAGGAUAAUAACGCAGACAGGGACAUCCCACCCGUUCGCAGUGACCGCGUACAAAGGCACCGUGUACUGGACAGAAUGGGUGUCGGGCGCGGUGUGGGCGCGCGGGGCGGGCGGCGCCGCCGUGCUGGCGUGGGGCGCGCCCGCCGCCGCCGCCCGCCCCAUGGGGCUGCGCGCCAUCGUGCCCAACACGCACUGUUCCCCGAACCCAUGCGCUGUGCUCAACGGCGGGUGCUCCCAGAUCUGCUCGCUAGACGCCGGGGGGCGCCCCACGUGCGCGUGCCACCCGGGGCAGGCGCUGUCGCCGGACGGACACUCGUGCCGCCCGCCCGCCGCGCCGCCCUGCCCGUCCAGCCACUUCGCCUGCAGCGAGGGCGGCUGCAUACCCGAUGAGCUAGUGUGUGAUAAUAUACCGCAUUGUUCUGAGGACGCUGAUGCUAGUGAUGAAGACUUGUAUUAUUGUACAUCCCGCUCCUGCGCGGCGGGGCUGGCGCAGUGCGGCGCGGGCGGGCGCUGCGUGGCGGCGGCGGCGCGCUGCGACGGCCGCGCCGACUGCGACGACGCCUCCGACGAGGCCGACUGCGACUGCGACAACGCGCAGUUCAAAUGUGCCUCCACGGGAGCAUGCGUGGAGCUGGCGGGGCGCUGCGACGGCGUGCCGCAGUGCGACGACGGCAGCGACGAGCUGGACUGUCCCGCUUCCACCUGCGCCACUCUCGGUCCGUCGGCCAUCGCGUGCGAGUCGCCGCCGGCGUGCUACCUGCCCGCGUGGCGCUGCGACAACCACACCGACUGCCCCGACGGCUCCGACGAGGCGCACUGCGCGCUCGAGUGGUCGGACAUAUCGUCGGACGAGUGGAGCGUGGAGUCGGACACCUCGGACGAGGCGCCGGCGUGCAGCAGCGAGCAGUUCCAGUGCGGCGCUACCCCCGCCGGGGGGGGCAACGCCAGCGCCACGUCCAACGCCAGCAGCCUCGGCGUGGAGUGUAUACCCGCCUCGUGGCGCUGUGAUGGACGCGUGGACUGUAGUGACGGAUCGGAUGAGGCAGAACAUUGCGCCAAGUCCGGCGUGGGCGGCACGUGCGGCCCACAGCAGUUCCACUGCUACCUGUCGGACACGUGCGUGGCGGCGGCGGCGGCGUGCGACGGGCGCGCCAGCUGCCCGCGCGGCGAGGACGAGGCCGCCUGCCCCUGCGCGCCCGGCGCCGUGCGCUGCGCCGUGGGGGGGCAGUGUGUGCCGCAGAGUGCGUACUGCGACGGCGACGCGGACUGCCCGGACGGGUCGGACGAGCCGCCGGGCUGCGCGCCCGCCCCCGCCGCGCCCGCCCCCGCCCCCGCGCCCGCCCACGCGCUGUGUGCUGGCAUGCCGGGGGCUCUGUACUGUAGUGGCCGCUGUCUCAGCCCCGAGCUGGUGUGUGACGGGAGAGACCACUGCCAGGACGGCGGCGGCGGCGGCGCCGGGACGGAUGAGGACCCGCUUGUUUGUGCCGCCUCCUUCGUGCAGUCGUUCCACGUGCCGGGCGCGGCUGUGGCGGUGGCGGCGCGGUGCGGGGGCGCGGCGGUGGCGGCGGGGGGCGCGGGGGGUGCAGGGGGGCGCUGGCGCUGCGGCUCGGGCGCGUGCGUGGACCGCGCCGCGCUGUGCGACGGACACGACCAGUGCGGGGACUAUACGGAUGAACUGUUCUGUGGUAUAAACGAGUGCCUGUACGACAACGGCGGCUGCGCCAUGAACUGCACGGACCUGGCGGUGGGGCACGCGUGCUGGUGCGGGGGCGGGCGGCGCGGCGGGGGGCGGCGCUGCGAGCCCGUCGACCACUGCGCCGAGGACGAGCCCUGCGCGCACCUCUGCAGGAACACGGUGGACAGCUUCGUGUGCUCGUGCCACGCCGGCUACCGGCUCAUGGCGGACGGCGUCAACUGCGCGCCAAUCACCAACAUAAAGCCCAGCUUAAUCCUCACAAACCGCUACUACAUCCGUCGCCUGGGCCUGUCCCCUCGCUCGGAGCGCAGCACGCUGCUGGUGCACAACCUCACCAACGCCGUGGGGCUGGAUUACGACUGGGGGGCGGGCUGUGUGUACUGGAGCGACGUGACGCGCGCGGGGUCCAGUAUACAGCGGCUGUGCGGCCUUCAGCCCGAGCGGCACCUGCGCGACCAGCGGCCCGGGGAGCUGCCCGACCACAACGGACGGGAGCCCGAGCUGCUGCACGGCAUCACUCUGCACAACCCGGACGGGCUGGCGGUGGACUGGGUGGGCGGCAACCUGUACUGGUGCGACAAGGGCACGGACACCAUCGAGGUGUCCCGCCUGGACGGCAGGCACCGCCGCGUGCUGCGCAGCUCCCAGCUCAGCGAGCCGCGCGCGCUGGCGCUGGCCGUGGACCGCGGCACACUAUUCUGGUCGGACUGGGGCUCGUCGCCGCACAUCGGGCGCAUGGGCAUGGACGGCUCGGACCCAAGACGCAUCAUCACCAAGGGGCUGGGCUGGCCCAACGCGCUGCUCGUGUCGCAUGCUACUGAGGAGUUGUACUUCGCGGACGCGCGCGAGGACUACAUCGCCGUGUCGGACAUGGAGGGCCGCCGCGUGCAGGUGCUGUUCAGCAGAGAGAAGUUCGGUUGGCUGCGCCUUCACCACGUGUUCGCCCUAGCCGAGUGGGGCGGGCGGCUGUACUGGAGCGACUGGGAGACGCGCGCCGUGGAGUCCUGCCGCCGCCGCCCGCUGCCGCCCGCCCUCUACCACAAGGAACUGCAGAAGCACGCGAACGAGUCUGGCUGGGAGCUGUCUGCGGGCGGCGCGUACGACUGCGGCCCCGUGGCUCACACCGUGCACAAGCCCAUGGACCUGCGCGUGUGGCACCCCGCGCGCCAGCCGCCGCACCCCGAGCUAUCCUCCCUCUGCGCGUCUCUCAACUGCUCCGGCUUAUGCCUACUAUCCCCCCUGCCCCCGCCGCCCCCGGGCGCGCCCCCCGGCCCCCUGGCCACGGCGGCGUGCGCCUGCCCCGAGCACUGGGCGCUGGGCGCCGACGGCCGCUCGUGCGCGCCCAACUGCUCCGCCGCGCACUUCGUGUGCGAGCGCAGCAUGAAGUGUAUACCGUUCUGGUGGCGGUGCGACACGCAGGACGACUGCGGCGACGGGUCGGACGAGGCGGGGGCGUGCCCCGCGUUCCACUGCGCGCCGGGCGAGUACCAGUGCCCGGGCGGCGCGCGCUGCCUGCACCCCGCGCGCCUGUGCGACGGCGCGCCGCACUGCCCCGGCGGCCACGACGAGCUGCACUGUGACAAGUUCACGUGCCUGACGGGUCAGUUCAAGUGCCCGGGCAACUCCACGACGGGCGCGGGCGCGCGCUGCCUGGCGGCGGAGAAGAGAUGCGACCGCGUGCGGGACUGCCCUGGAGGCGAAGAUGAGCUGGACUGUGCGCCCGCCACCUGCCCGCCGCACCAUAUGGCAUGCGGCGACGGGUCGUGCAUCUCGGAGGUGUGGGUGUGCGACGGCGACCGCGACUGCGCGGACGGGCGCGACGAGGGCGCGUGGUGCGCGGCGCGCGCCUGCCAGCCGCCGCUGUUCCGCUGCCGCGCCGGCCGCUGCCUGCCGCCCGCCUGGCUGUGCGACCAACAGGAGGACUGUCCUAACGGCGAGGACGAGGUAGGCUGCGCGGGCGGCGGCGGCGGCUGCGAGCCCACGUACUACCGCUGCGCGGGCGGCGGGCGCUGCGUGCCGGGCCGCUGGCGCUGCGACUACGAGCGAGACUGCCCCGCCGGCGACGACGAGCGGGGCUGCACGCCACGGAACUGCUCCGAGACUGAGUUCCGCUGUGACUCCGGCGAAUGCAUCAGCGGCUCGCUGCGCUGCUCGGGCGCGUCGCAGUGCGGGGACGGCAGCGACGAGCGCGGCUGCGGGGGCGCCGGCGGGGGUGGGGGCGGGGGAGCGGGAGGGGGAGGGGGAGCCACCGCCGUCUGCACGCACUCCGGAGACACCAUACCGCAAGAGUGGUGGUGCGACGGCGAGGCGGACUGCGGCGACGGGUCGGACGAGGCGUCGUGCGGCGCGCGCCUGCUGCCCUGCGCCGGCGGCUGGCGGUGCGCGCGGGGGGCGGGGGCAGCGGGCGCCGGGGGGGAGGGGGGCGACUGUCUCCCUCACUCGUACCGCUGCGACGGCAAGGACGACUGCUGGGGCGCUGACGAGGGCGCGCAGUGCGAGCAUCUCGCGUGUAUGCCCGAUAUGAUCAGAUGCGGCGACAACACGUGCGUGCCGUCCAACCUGCAGUGCGACGGCGUGGCCGACUGCAGCGACGCCGCCGACGAGCUGCCCGAACUAUGUGGGCGUCUCGGCAUCAGGUCGAACCUGUGCGAGGAAGGCGAGAAGCUGUGCCCCGACGCGCGCUGCGUGCCCGAGGAGGGCUCCUGCGAUGAAGCGUGGGCGCGCGCGGCGUGCGACUGGCAGGCCUGCUCGCAGCUGUGUCUGCAGCGCCAGCACCACAACCACACCUGCAAAUGUGCGAGCGGCUACCGACAACACAAGAGUGCGGACGGCAACGUCACCUGCGAGAUACUCGGUCCGCAGCCCGAGCUGCUGGUGGCGAGCGAGACGGAGAUACAGGUGUGGGCCAUGUUCAAGAGAGAGACGGACGCCAGGACCAUCUACAAACACAAGCCAGAAGACGGAGUGCGCAUCUCGGCGGUGGCGGGCGGCGCGGCGGAGGGCGCAGCGCGCUACUGGUGGGCGGACCGCAAGCACGGACACAUCUACGCCUUCACACCCGGCGCCGGCGCUGAACCUACCAUCAUUGUACGCGACGCGGGCGCGGUGCGCGCGCUGCGCGUGGAGUGGGCGUCCCAGCGCCUGUACUGGGUGUCGCGCGGGGGCGCGGGGGCGGGGCCGGGGGGCGCGGGGGGCGUGUACAGCUGCGACCUGCGCGGCGCGCGUCGUCUCACGCACUACACGCACCACCUCGCGUACCCAGAUGACUUAGUGCUGUUUAAUGAGACUAGAGAGAUGUUCUGGACGGACCUGGGCCCGCAGCCCGGCAUCUACCGCGCGUCGCUGUCUGGCACGGGGGCGCGGCUGCUGGCUGCGCCGCCCCCAGGGGCCCCCGCGCCCCCCGCGCCCGCCCCCGCGCGCCGCCUGCGCCGCCCCGCCGCGCUCGCGCUCGACGCCCCCGCUAGGAGGCUGUACUUCUAUGACGACUACUACGGGACCCUGGAGACGGUGCGGCUCGACGGCACACAGCGGGCGCUGCGGAUCGUGGCCGGACGGGGGAACAACAUCACGCAUUAUAAUGUCACUGAAGCGGGAGCAGCAUCACCUGGUCUCCCGCACGGCUGCGCGCGGCUGGCGGUGUGGGGCGAGCGCGUGCUGUGCGCACACGCGCACGGGCUGCUCGCGACGGACAAGCGCCGCCGCGGGGCGCCGCUGCAGGCCACGGGGGCGCCCCUGCACCUCGUCGACAUACAUAUUAUGCACCCUGCCUUGUAUACUUAUGAGAGCAACCCGUGCCUGGCGGAGCGGCGCUGCGCGGGGGGCGCCGUGUGCGUGCCGUCCAGCGACAACGUGGACCACGCCACCUGCCUGUGCCCCGACCAGCGCCGCGCCAAGACCAGCGAGGACGGCUCGGUGCGCUGCGUGUCUCCCAGCUCCCCCGUCCCCGCGGCCCCUCCCGCCCCCGCGGCCCCCGCGUGCCCGGCCUCGUGCGGGGGCGGCGCGUGCGUGGUGUCCGGCGGCGUGGUGUCGUGCCGCUGCCAGGAGCUGUACUCGGGCCCUCGCUGCGAGACCUACCGCUGUGCCGACUACUGCCGCCGCGGCCGCUGCGAGCUGGACGCCGCCGGGCCACGGGGGGCUGAUGGGAAACUGCCGCUCAAGUGCAUCUGCCCGGCGGGUCGGUGGGGCGCGCGCUGCGAGCUGUCCGCCCCCGCGCCCGCCCCCGCCCCCGCGCCCCCCGGCCCGCAGUGCGCGGGGGUGCGGUGCGAGAACGGCGGCGCGUGUCGUCAACAACACGACCUGGCGGAGUGUGUCUGCGCCCCCGGGUUCGUGGGCGCGCGCUGCGAGCAGUGCGUGGACGCGGCGCCCUGCCCCGCCGGGGGCGUGUGCCGGCGCAAGGCGGGGGGCAUGGUCUGCGAGCCCCCCGCGACACAGUGCAGCGAUGAGCUGUGCGGAGAACAUGGCACGUGCGUGUUGGUGAACUCGACGGCCGCCUGCUCCUGCGCGGCGGGCUGGGCCGGCGCGCGCUGCGACCUGCCUGACGCCACGCACGAGGCGCGGGGACACGAGUUGUGCACCGCGGACCGGUGCCUGCACGGCGGGUCGUGCGUGCUGACGGCCCCCGCCGCCGGGGACGCGGGGGACGCGGGGGGCGCGGUGUGCGCGUGCGCGGGGGGCUGGGGCGGCGCGCGCUGCGCCCACUACGUGGGGCGCGACCACGCGUGCGACGCGGCCGCCUGCGCCGCGCCCACCAUCUGCGUGUGGGCGCCGGGCGCGGGCGCGGGGCCGGGCGCGGCGCAGUGCGCGUGUCCCCUGGGCGCCCCCUGCGCGCCGCCCGCCCCCGCCGCCCACGCCGCGCUUUGGCUGGGCGCCGCCGCGCUGCUCGCCGUGCUGCUCGCGGUGGCAGCCGUCGUCUACCACAUCUACAGGAAGAGUCGGGAGGGUCUGUUCGGUCACUCUCGGCUGGCGGACAACGUGGAGAUCUCCAACCCGAUGUACCUGGCGGGCGAGGAGCUGGAGCCGGAGCCCUACGAGCGACACAAGAACGGAGGCAAUCACUUCGCGAACCCGGUGUACGAGAGCAUGUACUCGCCGGAGCGCGCCACCACCGAGGAACACGCGACACUUCUAGAGGAGGGCUCGGGGUCGCCGCCGCCCGCCGAGCGCGCCGCGCUGCUGUGAGCGCCCCCGCUGGGUGUUGGCGCCCCCGUGCAGGUAGCGCCCCCACACAAAUGGGGAACUAGACACACGCCGGCGGACGCACGCUGAUUGUACAUAAUUAACUAUCUGUCAUCCACAUCUUGUAUGUAAAUUGACGACCAAAAAUUUAUGUGACAAAGUACUAUGUGAUUUAUAUACUUACAAUUAUUGUGAUUUUAUAAUCGACUACUACGUUAGUUUUAAGUUUUAAAUGUAAUAUUGACGAAUCGAAAUAUUGAUACGCAACACCUUCAGACAUAAUAUCCAUGACAUGUUUUAAUAUACUAUGAUAAUGAGUGAGAUUGUGAAGAAAAUUCAAUAAUUGAUACUGAUAAUGAUAUAAACAACCACACAUACUCAAUAUUGUAAAUUAUUCACAUCAUAUUAAGUUAUGUUAUUAUAGUUGUACGUUUAAGCUCAAAUUCUGUGCCAUUUAAAUAUAAUACUUUUAGAAAUGGAAUGUAUUAAAUUAUUUUUUUACGUUGAAUGUGAGAUCUUGAUUAUCUGUGUCGUUACUGUUAUGAUUAAGUUAUAUGAAGGAAUAGGCAGCUACGAAGCGAGGUUGUGAUCGGCUCGGUCCAUGCAAUUUGGAGCUUUAAUAUUGUUUAUGUAAGGUUGAAUCUCACUCGAUGACCGAACGUUUGUGGCGAACAUCAGGCUAACUUGAGCUUAUAAUAAUAAAACCUGCUGUACUCGUACAACUAGGACCCUUAUUUAUUAGGUAAAUUUUACAAAUGCAUGUUCCACUUUGUUUAAAGUUAGAGUAAGUUAGAAGUAAACAUGAACUCGGCAUCUCAUAGAUAAGUACAAUAAUGUAAUGUGUGUGUGUGUGUGAGUGAGUGGACACAGCGACAUCACAGGACGUAGUGACGAACAAAUCUCAAGUACUACGCAAAUAAAUCUGAAUAAACAUAUUUUGUGAACUA